AUGUCUGCCGACCACAGCUACGAUCUUCUCUGUCUGGAGAACCCGCUCCUUGAUAUUCAGGGAAAAGGAGAUGCUGCUUUGCUUGAGAAGUAUGGCCUAAAGGCCAACGAUGCCAUUCUGGCCGAGGAGAAGCAUGCAUCGCUGUACGAGGAGCUUAUCCAGAACCGUGAUGCGAAGCUCAUCGCUGGUGGUGCCGCCCAGAACACCGCCAGAGGUGCACAGUACAUUCUACCACCCAACUCUGUCGUCUACUUUGGAUGCGUUGGCAACGACAAGUACGCCGAGACGCUCCAAAAGGCGAACAAGGAGGCUGGUCUGGCCGUCCGCUACCUCCAAGACCCAGAGCAGCCCACUGGCCGCUGCGGAGUUAUCAUCACGGGACAUGACCGCAGCAUGUGCACCGAUCUCGCCGCGGCGAAUUGCUACAAGAUUGAACACUUGAAGGAGAACUGGGGCAUUGUCGAAAAGGCCAAGGCCUACUUCGUGGGUGGUUACCAUUUGACCGUCUGCGUACCGGCUGCUAUGGCUCUUGCCGAGGAAGCUGCGAGAGCGAACAAGCCAUUCAUCUUCUCCCUAUCUGCCCCGUUUAUCCCGCAAUUCUUCAAGGACCAGGUCGACCAGACCUCACCUUACUGKGAUUACAUCAUCGGCAACGAGACAGAGGCCAUCUCUUACUCCGACUCGCAUGACCUCAAAACACACGACAUCUCUGAAAUCGCCAAGCAUCUCGCCAACUUGCCAAAGGAGAACAAGCAGMGCAAGCGUGUCGCGAUUAUCACGCAAGGAACUGACCCCACUAUCAUUGCCGUGCAGGGUGAGGACCAGGUCAAGACUUUCCCUGUUCACGCGAUCGAUAAGAGUGAAAUCAACGACACAAACGGCGCCGGCGAUGCCUUCGCAGGCGGGUUCUUUGCUGGUGUUGUCAAGGGCGAGAGCAUCGAGACGUCCGUCGACAUGGGCUCGUGGCUGGCUGCGCUGAGCUUGCGCGAACUUGGACCUUCAUACCCAUCGCCCAAGCAGACCUACUCGGCCAAGUGA
Messenger RNA from Ramularia collo-cygni, 1038 nucleotides. Its product is annotated as related to adenosine kinase. Bases 1 to 1038 code for a protein of 345 amino acids. The transcript has 5 exons. Lineage: Eukaryota; Fungi; Ascomycota; Dothideomycetes; Mycosphaerellales; Mycosphaerellaceae. Gene Ontology annotation, cellular component: cytosol; nucleus. Gene Ontology annotation, molecular function: adenosine kinase activity. Gene Ontology annotation, biological process: purine ribonucleoside salvage. The record is from RefSeq and is a predicted model, not a curated record.